Elaeis guineensis (African oil palm) is the source of this 2140-nucleotide messenger RNA. Lineage: Eukaryota; Viridiplantae; Streptophyta; Magnoliopsida; Arecales; Arecaceae. The record is from RefSeq and is a predicted model, not a curated record.
AUAUUAGAAAAGAGGAGGGGGAGGAAACCUUGGGUUGUUUACAAUGGAGGUGGCGCUAAAAAGGGUUGAAGAGGAGAGAAGACCAGGGAGUGUUGGCGAUGAUGAAGAGGGUGGAGAGACUCGAAAGUUUGGAAGUGAAACAGCAAUUAAGGACCAAGAAAUUCAGAAGUCAGCUUCCCCCAACGCAAAAGAUUCAAGUAUCAACAAACAGGCUUCUGCUGCAACCCCAAGCGAAAGAUCAUCCAUGGAUACAUCUUCAAGACCAUCUUGUUUAAACCUGGGACACUCCGUUACAAUGAGUAAGGAGGACCAGCUUAAAUCCACUAAAGCAGAAAUGGGCGAGGUGAGAGAAGAGAAUGAAAAAUUGAAGAUGAUAUUAGCCCGCAUCGUUAAGGAUUACCAGUCUCUCCAAAUGCAAUUCUUUGAGAUUGUUCAACAAGAGCAAGAAAAGAAACCCAUCGGGACCCCACCAGUUCCGAUUGAAGUAGAAGAACCUGAGCUUGUUUCACUCAGCCUUGGAACAAGUUCAAGUGGACACAAGAAGGAAGAGAAGGCAAAAACAAAUAAAAGCAAAGAGAACGAACAGAUUGAAGAAGGCCUGAGUCUUGGACUGGACUGCAAAUUUGAGGGUUCUAUUACUGGUACCAAAGAACCUGGCUCAAACCUGAGCCCUGACAAUAGCUUUGAGGAGCCAAAGGAAGAAGAGCCCGGGGAGCCAUGGCCGCCUAGCAAGAUAUUGAAGCAUUUUAGAAAUGGUGACGAAGAAGUUUCCCAACAGCCCCAGGUCAAAAAAGCUCGUGUUUCUGUGAGAGCACGAUGUGAUGCACCAACGAUGAAUGAUGGAUGCCAGUGGAGGAAGUACGGGCAGAAGAUUGCGAAGGGAAAUCCAUGCCCACGGGCAUACUAUCGUUGCACCGUUGCACCAGCAUGCCCAGUGAGGAAGCAGGUGCAAAGGUGUGCACAAGAUAAGUCCAUAUUGAUCACGACCUAUGAGGGGACCCAUAACCACCCACUUCCAAUGUCGGCCACGGCCAUGGCCUCCACCACCUCCGCUGCCGCUUGCAUGCUGCUGUCUGGCUCGUCUGCUUCCCGACCAACCAUUGGAUCUCUCGCCGCCACCUCCACCGUCAUGACCACCUCCAACGCCAACCUCCAUGGCCCAAACUUCAGCUUCCCAUCAGGCCACUCGAGACCAGGACAGUUCUACCUUCCAAACCCUUCGAUCUCCUCCAACCCUUCCUACCCCACCAUCACUCUAGACCUCACUGCACCCCCAUCAUCCACCUCCCAACCUUCCCAACUCAAUAGGUUCUCUUCAAACUUUGCCACCACCCCAAGGUACUCCUCGACAGGCUUCAGCUUCUCUUGCUUGGAGUCUAACGCCAUCCCAACUUCUUGGAGCAGCAGUUACCUUAGCUAUGAAAGUCAGCCAUAUAAUAAGAGCUCCAUUUCCUCUCUGAGCCUUGGAAGACAACCUCAGGAACCUUUGUACCAGUCCUAUUUGAACAAGUCCACCAACCCAAGUGCUCCCACCCCAAGCCAGAAUUCACUGACGGAUACGAUUGCUAAGGCUAUCACAUCAGACCCGAACUUCCAGUCCGUGGUAGCAGCUGCCAUCACGUCAUGUGUUGGAGCCCAAGGAGCCCAAGCCGGGGGAAAGAGUACUCAGGGCCAUGGUCUAAAAUGGGGAGAACAACUCAGUUCAGUUCCCCCUUAUUCAAGUACAGCAACCGGGAAUGGCGGUGCGUCGAACUACUUGACUCGGUCGAUGGCUUCGACUUCAAGCCCACAACAAGGGAACUUGAUGUUCCCCCAGCCUUCUUUGGGCCUUUCCACCUCUAAGAGCGCCUCUGCCUCUCCAGUGGAUAAUAGGGAAAAAACCAACUGAAGGCCUUUUUUUGGAUUUAGGCUUAUUUUCAUUUUGUUUUGGGAAUUUUGGAGUUUAUCCAGGCUCAGUAUACAAGCAGUCAUUUGAGAAGUUCUGAAUGGAAUUUGGGGGAUGGGGUAAGAUAAUCAAGUACAGGUUCAGGGAUUGCUAUUUCAUUAUGUACAGUGCAGGUAAGACAAAGUGGGUCUGUCCAUGUGAAUAAAAUGGUGAUGGAGAACAAGGUAUAACCAGUCCUUUUUUUCUAAAGAAAAA